Chondrus crispus (carragheen) is the source of this 2151-nucleotide messenger RNA. RefSeq lists its product as hypothetical. NCBI's taxonomy places the organism in Eukaryota, Rhodophyta, Florideophyceae, Gigartinales, Gigartinaceae. The transcript is spliced from 2 exons. The record is from RefSeq and is a predicted model, not a curated record. Gene Ontology annotation, molecular function: peroxidase activity; heme binding. Bases 1 to 2076 code for a protein of 691 amino acids. Gene Ontology annotation, biological process: response to oxidative stress.
AUGACUUCGCUGCUCCUGCUCCUCGUCCUGCCAGCCCUGGCGCUCUCGGCGACGCCCAAGUGCCCCUCGCCGCCCUCCUUCCCCUCGCACUUCACCCUCACGCACCGCCUCCCGCUCGCCGCCGUCCCGCGCGCCCGCCGCUACCUCUCCGCCCCGCACGUCUUCCGCCUGCUCUUCGCCGACUCCGUCGUCCGCGUCCGCGCCCUCAACCGCACCCACUACCGCCUGCUCGACAUCCACGCCCACCCGCUCGUCGUCUCGCUCCACCGCCGCGGCCCCGCCGCACACCUCCGCUUCGCCGCACACCACCCCCGCUGCUUCCCCGUUCCGCUCCACAGCGCAAGCCUCGACCUGAGCCUGCUCCCGCGCGCCCGCUUCCGCAUCGCCUUUCGCGCACCGCACAUCAACCGCCCACGCCCACGCCGCGCACGCAACCUCUACGCCCGCGCCCGCGUCGAGCAGAUGCUCGCACACGUCCACGCUGUCCUCGGCUCCCGCCGAUGCUCGGCUACCCUCCCGCAUAUCUCCGCCCUGUGUAACAACUUGAGAUUCCCCCACUACGGCAUGGCGAGAGUCCCGCAGCUCGCCCAUCCGAAACGCGGCAAGCUCACACUGAGACACCGCCUCCCCAACCCAAGGCUCGUGUCCAACGCGCUUUGUAAGGACGUUUCUCAUGCGCAUGCCCCGAGACGACUCAACUUUCUCAUGGUCGUGUUUGGCCAGUUUUUGGAUCACGACAUCGUCCUCACGCCAAGUGGGGAGCACCAGAAGAGGCACGCCCCAUUUUCAGCGCUUAACAAGCGCACUGCAAGACAGCGCAUGUCGUUUUUGCGCUCCGAUAUUCUCGCCUUGCCCAAGUGUUGUGAUAAGGACUAUGCCAUAGUCACCACCAAGCACAAGGGCACAAGCCCUUUUAAUCAGAUCACCGCCUUUGUUGAUGCCAGCGGCAUUUAUGGUUCUACCCCGCUUCGCAUGCGUGCUCUCCGCUCGUUUAAGCAUGGCAAGCUCAUCAUGAGCCGAUACAAGGGGCACCUAUUGUUGCCGCGAAACUCGAAACGACACUUGUUCUAUACCCUCGACAAUGCCAACAGGCCAAACGACCCGGCUCUGUUUGCGGCUGGCGAUGUCCGAGCGAACGAAAAUCCGGUGUUAACAUCGCUUCACACUAUUUUCGUUCGGGAGCACAAUCGGGUCUGCAAUCUUCUCGUCGCCGCUCUUAGCGAUCAAAACAAACCGCUGCAAACAGAUGAGUGGCUGUUUCAACAGGCUCGCAAAGUUGUCAUGGCCGAACUGCAAAAUAUAGUCUACAACGAAUUUCUCCCGGCCGUGCUCGGGGAAUCCGCCUUGCCAGAGUACACAGGAUAUGACCCAAAGGUAGAUGCUACUAUGAAUCUGCUGUUUACCACGGCAGCGUAUCGUUGGGGUCAUUCGGCCGUUCGAAACGAUCUCCUCGUACGAGACUUCUACGGUCGAACGUACAAGGAACCAUUCCAAAACGCCUUUUUCAAUACCAAGCUUUUCGAAACAGUUGGAGUUGAAAAAUGGUUGCUUGGAGCGAUGCAUAGUCGAGCUAUGGAUGUAGACUUGGAGCAUGUAGAUUCCAUUCGCGACUUUCUGUUCAGUCCAAAGAAGCGAGGGACGCUAGACUUGGUGGCGCUCAACAUUCAGAGGGGCCGAGAUCAUGAGUUACCGUCCUACUUGGCAGCGCGGAAGCUCUAUGGUUUGAGUGGUGGUCUAGAAGAUAUUCCCAAGAACCUGCAGGAGCGCAUCCUGGCAGUUUACAGGAAACCUCAUCACAUUGAUGCGUUCGUGGGUGGGUUGGCUGAACGCAAGGUCCACGAAUCCUUGCUCGGUCCAUUGCUUCAUAAGAUUGUCGUUGACCAAUUUCUGAGGCUGAGGGAUGGUGAUCGAUUCUUUUAUUCAAACAUGAAAUGGGGCAAGUUUAUGAGCGGUCUGGAUAUAGUGAAACAAAUUCAGAUGCAUGAGGUGCGGCUUGCAGAUGUCAUUCAAUUGAACACACGAAUCAAGGAAUCGCACAUGCCGUCGAAAGAUGGUGCUAUGAAGGUUGCAGCAUAGUGGGCGUGUAGUAGUAUCGUGUAGAGCGUUUCACACUGCGAAUAUAAAUGUCACGUGAAAGUUCGUUUGGUCCUA